AUGGAGGCCCAGUCGGGCUCCGAGCUCCGGCCAGCGGGGCACAGCAGCCCAGCGCGGACCGCGGGGCGGCCGGAGGAGGAUGCCCAGGCCCUGGCGGAGUUCGCGGCGCUGCACGGCCCUGCGUUGCGGGCCUCGGGGGUCCCCGAGCGCUACUGGGGUCGCUUGCUGCACAAGUUGGAGCACGAGGUUUUCGACGCUGGAGAGAUGUUUGGAAUAAUGCAAGUGGAGGAAGUGGACGAGGAUGAGAGUGAAGAGGCGCGGGAAGCGCGGAGGAAGAGGCCCAACCCCGGGGGCGAGCUCUGCUACAAGGUCAUCGUGACCAACGAGGCGGGGCUGCGGGCAGAUGACCCCAACAGCAUCUUCCUCAUCGACCAUGCCUGGACGUACCGUGUGGAGCACGCCCGCCAGCAGCUGGAGCAGGUGCCCGGGCUGCUGCACCGGAUGGCCAGCCUGAUGGGCAUCGAGUUCCAUGGCGAGCUGCCCAGCGCCGAGGCCGUGGACCUGGUGCUGCAGGAGAUGUGGAGAUUCAACCAGACAUACCAGCUGGCCCACGGGACAGCCGAGGAGAAGGUGCCGGUGUGGUAUGUCAUGGACGAGUUUGGCUCACGCAUCCAGCACGCCGACACACCCAGCUUCGCCACGGCCCCCUUCUUCUACAUGCCCCAUCAGGUGGCCUACACGCUGCUGUGGCCUCUCAGGGACCUGGACACGGGCGAGGAGGUGAGCCGGGACUACGCCUACGGAGAGCCUGACCCACUGGUGCGGAGGUGCAUGAUGCUGCCCUGGGUGCCCGCCGACCUGCUGGACCUCAGUUCCUCCACACCCGAGCCCCCCGAAGCCUACUACCAGACCAUUCUGGAGGAGAACAAGGAGAAAAUGCCACAGGCCAUCCAGCCACCAGUGUACCCCGAUGACCACGUCUUUAAAAUCUACUCCGACGUCGGACAGGUGCUCAGUCACCUGACCCACCCGCGGUUCACCUUCACCUCCAACGAGGAGGAUGCCGACAUCCUCUACAACUUCUCCCACUUCAAGGAUUACCAGAGGCUGAGCCAGGAACGGCCGCGGGUGCUGUUGAACCAGUUCCCCUGCGAGAACCUGCUGACAGUCAAGGACUGCCUGGCCUCCAUCGCCCGCCGGGCCGGGGGUCCCGAGGGCCCGUCCUGGCUGCCCCGCACCUUCAACCUGCGCACCGAGCUGCCCCAGUUCAUCAGUUACUUCCAGCAGCGGGAGAGGCGGGGCGAGGAUAACCACUGGAUCUGCAAGCCCUGGAACCUGGCCCGCAGCCUGGACACCCACAUCAGCAAGGACCUCAACAGCAUCAUCCGGCACCGCGAGAGCACCCCCAAGGUCGUGUCUAAGUACAUCGAGAGCCCCGUCCUGUUCCACCGCGAGGACGUGGGGCCGGUCAAGUUCGACAUCCGCUACGUCGUGCUGCUGCGGUCAGUGUCACCCCUGCGGCUGUUCGUCUACGACGUCUUCUGGCUGCGCUUCUCCAACCGGCCCUUCUCACUCAGUGAUCUGGAUGACUACGAGAAGCACUUCACUGUCAUGAACUAUGACCCGGAUGUGGUUCUGAAGCAGGUGCACUAUGACCAGUUCAUCCCGGAGUUCGAGAAGCAGAACCCAGCAUUUCUUUGGAAGGAUGUCCAGGCGGAGAUCUUCCAGGCCUUCAGAGAACUGUUUCAGGCAGCAUGCAACAGGCCAGCACCACUGGGCCUCUGGCCCUACCCCUCAUCCCGGGCCAUGUACGCUGUGGACCUCAUGCUGAAGUGGGAGCAGCGCCCCGAUGGGAAGCAGGUCAUGCAGCCCCAAAUCCUGGAGGUGAACUUCAACCCGGACUGCGAGCGAGCCUGCAAGUACCAUCCCAGCUUUUUCAAUGACGUCUGCAGCACGUUAUUUCUGGACGACCCCCGGGACUGCCACGUCACCUGCCUCCUCUAG
Elephantulus edwardii (Cape elephant shrew) is the source of this 1944-nucleotide messenger RNA. RefSeq names its product tubulin tyrosine ligase-like family, member 12 (gene TTLL12). The record is from RefSeq and is a predicted model, not a curated record. Bases 1 to 1944 code for a protein of 647 amino acids. Gene Ontology annotation, biological process: protein modification process. The transcript has 15 exons. NCBI's taxonomy places the organism in Eukaryota, Metazoa, Chordata, Mammalia, Macroscelidea, Macroscelididae.